Messenger RNA from Giardia duodenalis, 2361 nucleotides. Its product is annotated as Ankyrin repeat protein 1. Gene Ontology annotation, molecular function: protein binding. NCBI's taxonomy places the organism in Eukaryota, Fornicata, Diplomonadida, Hexamitidae. The transcript has a single exon. The coding region runs from base 1 to 2361 and encodes 786 amino acids. The record is from RefSeq and is a predicted model, not a curated record.
AUGCUCCGCGACGGUACGGCCAUGACUUCGCGCAUAGCACCGGUCGUCCCACGUGCCCCAAGCAUCGGGGCCAACUCAGUCCGACCAGUAACCCCGAGACACUUUGGAUUGAGAGGAGCGAGCCCCGGGGCUGCCUUGAUCCGGAGCACCAGUCCAAUGUCAUUGAGCAUUCGGCCGCCAAGCCCGCGGUCGAUGAUAGCACGGAGCAUAAGCCCCGGGAGCACGCUACUCGACGCAGCAAAGCAUCAGGAUGCAAAGACUGUUAAACUGCAUGUCUCAAUGACAAAUUCAUCUGCAGCACACCAGCAGCAGGGACAGACCACCGCGCUCAUGCAUGCGGCCGAACAGGGCUACUAUGAUAUUGCAAAGCUGCUUGUGGAUAAGGAGGCGGGUUGCGUUGAUUCAUAUGGAUGGACUGCUACAAUGCAUGCCGCAAGGAAUGGCCAUGCAGAGAUUGUCAAGAUUUUAUAUAAAAAGGAAGCAUGCCACAUAUCAAAGAGUCACAUGACUGCGAUGCUCUAUGCAGCCGUCAACGGACACGGCGAUAUAGUUCAGAUUUUGUAUGACUCGGAGAACGAGAUAUCAACAACGUUUGGCUGGACAGAUCUUAUGUAUGCCGCCGCUACCAAUGACGUAGACCUUGCGAGGGCACUUGCACCGAGACUAGCAGGAAAAAAACUGAAGUUCGGAUCGACUGCACUCAUGAUAGCAGCCACGUCGGGUCACAUAGACAUUGUGAAGUUGGUGUACGAGAAGGAGUCAGGUCUGGCAGACUCAUUUGGGUGGACUGCCUUGAUGUUUGCAGCACGGGCCGGCCACUACGACAUAUGCGAAUUGCUGAUUGACAAAGAGUCUUGCAUGAGGUUAGAGUCUGGACGCACGGCUCUCAUGUGCGCCGCACAGAAUGGCCACUGUAAUAUCGUACGCCUGCUUGCUCAGCGGGAAGGAAGCAUACGUGACAGAACAGACAAGACAGCUCUCAUGUUGGCGAUGGAGGCGGGUCAUCCAGACGCCGCAAAGUGUCUGCUCAGUUGCGAAGCGGACAUCAGCCACGCUGCAGGCUGGACUCCCUUGAUGUACGCAACUAUUGCUGGCGAUCGAGAGAUAGUUGAAAUGCUGAUGGAGAAAGAGGCCGGACGAAAGAAUGCAUGCGGGCACACAGCGCUGAUGUACGCUGCACUUUGCAAUCACUCAAUUAUUGUGUCGCUUCUUGUUAACAGAGAAGGCCACAUGACAGACGGGCAAGGCCGGACCGCCCUGAUGUUUGCUGCACAAGUGGGCGCUGAAGAGGCCUUGUCCAUGCUUGAUGUCGAGGCAGGAAUACGAGAUAAGACAGGGCAGAGUGCGCUGAUGCGCGCAGCAUCAAGAGGAUACCUCAAUAUUUGCAGGACUCUUAUGGAUGAAGAAGCGUGUCUAACCGAUGCACACGGAAAGACGGCGCUCAUGCAUGCCGCAGACGCUAAUCAAUCAGACAUAGUAUCGUUACUUUUGAUGUAUGAGUGCUGCCGGAAGGACAAGACAGGAACUUCAGCUCUCAUGUAUGCAGCAAAGGCUGGAUGCGCUAUCGCAACAAAGCUUCUUCUUGACAAGGAAAAAGGAACCACGGACAAAUAUGGAAGGACUGCUCUUAUGUUGGCCGCCGCUGCAGGAAGACUGGACUGCGUAGACCUACUUAUUCACCAUGAAUCUCAGCUCAGGGAUUCAUCAGGAUACACUGCCCUCAUGCAUGCAGCGAUGCACGGGCAUCUCUCUUGUGUGAUGGCUUUGGUCCCUUAUGAAGGCCACAUAAGAAACAAGUGUGGGAAGACCUAUCUAACUGUGGCUUUAGAAGAAGGCCAGGUUGAAGUGCUAACUGUUCCCAUCCUCCUACGACUGGACAAUGUAGACGUCAUGAAUAGAGAUGAGCAUAUGACAAAUAGUGGGCCGAGCGUCGAGCUGCGGAGCCCAAGCUAUGCACUGGGAGGAAGUCUUUCUGGUGCGUCUCGGGGCUUGCCUGGCGCCGUGGAGACUCAUGGGGGACACACUAGGCCAAUGAGUAACAUAGACUCCAAGCUCUUAGCCUCCAUAACAAGCGAAAUGGCUGAGCUGAAGGAGCGCGAUGAGCGGCGUGACACAGACAUACAGAUACUGAAAAACAUACUCUCAGCGAAGGAUAGCGAGAUAGGAGUCAUGAGAGAGCGUUUACAACAAAAGGAUAAGGAGCUCCGGGAGAUCACGGUCAAUAUGGAGCAGAUGAAAGAAGCAAUUGUACUCUUACAAGAACAAAUCGCAACAUUAGCUGUUUCUAAUGCUUCAGCAAAUAAUUCGGUAGUUAAUAUGAUGACUGAAAGCGUAUUUCUCAAUGAGCAGGAGUCUAAGUGA